AGUGAGCAUACGUUGUAUUGCUAUUAACAGGGAGAUAAUUUAGAUUUGUUUACUAUGAAUAAGAAUAAAGGAAAGCGAAAAGGUUUACCGAAAUUGAAAACAAUUUUGGCAAAUCCAAUUAAGGAAAAAUGUCCCGCGUUGGAUGAAGGAGAACUACAAGAACUAGGUCAACUACUAAGUGAAUCUAUUAGCUGCAGCGGCUUAAAUCCGCAACAAUUUGCAACCUCUGUACAUAUUCGAUUGGGAUUGGAAAGUAGCCUCCGAGCUAUCAAUAACUUGAAAUGUUCUUGCGUGCUGAUUUCGUUGACUAUUCAACCACGAUUCUUGAUUGGACUAAUAGUUCGGAAUGUUGAGGCUAAAAAUACAGGAAUACCUGUGUACGUGCAGUCUCAAUUGGAGGAAUUCACGAAAAGUGUUUUUGGCGUGCGAGCGCUGGCUCUAUGCUUGCCUACCGUGGAAGAAAUGCGUGUAACCAAGUUGGAUGAAAAACUUGUACAGUGGGUUGGUUCGAGGACAAAACCUGUAAAACCAAAGGCUUCAAGAGUUAUACCGAAAAUAAUAAAAAAUAAAAAACCUACUGUAACUAUAAAAGAAGCCUCUGCAAUAGAAUUGCAGAAAACCGCUGUUGAAAAUGUAAAUGAACAAUGGGAAGGAGACUUCAUAUCCUUUUCAGAAACAAGGGAGGUUGAUAAGGCAGACCCUAUAAAAGAUGAACAACAAUUAACAGAAGCUUUAAGUAAAGUUAUUGAAAAUGUCGAAAAGCAAGCCGUCAGAGCAGUAAAUUGUAUUACUGCUACAACAACAACAACAGAAGUAAAAAUGGAUGUCGCAGAAGAUGUAUCACAUGCCGUUGAGAAAUGUUAUGAUGACAAGUCCUGUAGCGAUUCUGAUGACUUUCUUCCUGAAAUUUAUCAACCUCUUACGGUCCACAAAAUAAAACCGAAUCCUCAGAAAAAACCGAAAAAGAAGCGUCAAAAAAAUAAUAAACAAAAGAAAAACUAAAUAUGUUUUUGUUUC
This is a messenger RNA of Anastrepha obliqua, 1017 nucleotides long. RefSeq lists its product as uncharacterized. NCBI's taxonomy places the organism in Eukaryota, Metazoa, Arthropoda, Insecta, Diptera, Tephritidae. The coding region runs from base 55 to 1002 and encodes 315 amino acids. The transcript has 2 exons. The record is from RefSeq and is a predicted model, not a curated record.